AUGGAAAGCACGUCCGAGGGGUCACUAGGCGACCCCUCCAUCACAGCGAGUGGUGAAGGAGUAAAAAGCGGCGUACCUGAGAGAUUGGAUAAUACGAACCCUAGUGAGGCUUUGAUAGCUGCAGAUAUUGAAAGAGACACGAGACACCGAAAAGGAGAGGCUCUACCAAAUUAUCGCUGA
Molecule: messenger RNA, 180 nt
Organism: Acanthoscelides obtectus
Lineage: Eukaryota; Metazoa; Arthropoda; Insecta; Coleoptera; Chrysomelidae
Source: the annotation of a GenBank genome assembly